UGUCAUUAUACACUCUUGAAAGUUGAAACGCCCUUAGCCCCAUCUCAAGAAAAUAAGCUAUCAAGUUAAUUUCUCUAUUCACAUGUUUAAAUCGAACAGAUAAGUCCCUCAUUGCAGCCUCUAUAUUUCCCAUCUCUCUCUGAAAUCCCAAUGCAUCAUACCAUCUUCUGUUAACCAACUAAACAAUAAGCAUAAUCAGAUUCUACCUCAACACUAGAGCAUAUCUCAAACCAUAAUAGAAAUGCAUACAUGCCCUUUGCAAGUGUUUUCUAGGAUUGGGACUAUUUGCCCCACUCUAUUUGUUGCAGUGCAUAUUUCAGUUAAGCAACCAUGUAAUUUCGUAAAAAAUAAAUCCCAAAUUAAGAAACCCUAAGAAGCAAUUUAAUGAAAUUUAAAGCAAGCAUCCUAACCACUGCACUGGUCAUCAGCACCAUUCUCUAAAGAAUAGACUGAAAGGGCCCAAGGGGCCAAACGAUAAAUAUGGAGAAGAUUUAUAAGGUGUCUGUGAAGAAGACCGUAUGGUCAUGUCCAUUCAUUUUCUGUGCCGAGCAAAGCAAUAAUGCCGCUGCUCCUGUCUCCCUAUCAUUCAAGUUUCUCAGUCGUCAGCAACUCUACCCCGAGACUUUUGAGUUGGAUUCUUUGGACUAGUUGGUUGCACAUUGCUUGGUUGCAUUUCAGAUCCUCACAAAAACAGGCGCGUUUGCUUGAGAGAGAGAGAGAGAGAGAGAUGAAAGGAACAUAUGGGAUGCUAAUCGUCAUUUUCAUGUUCCAAAUUCAUCAAGCAGCAGUUUGUGGUACUCAAUUACAUAAUGUCUCUAAAUUUGUUCAAAAGUGGCAGGUUCCAGUAGCCUCAGCAGGAAGAAAAUAUGAUUUCAUUUACCUCGUCCAACAGUGGCAGAUUUCUUUGUGUAACAUAAAGUCUUGCCUAAAACCAGCAAGGCCAGCAUUUAGCAUCCAUGGGUUAUGGCCAUCUACUUAUUCAACGAAAACACCUUCCAACUGCACUGCUACUGUUAGCAAGUUUGCACCGCAAAAGAUUUCAGACCUCAAAGAUAGAUUGGACAUGGAAUGGCCAUCGCUCCUGCAGGAGAGUAAUUAUGAGCUCUGGAAAGAAGAGUGGGAAAGCCAUGGAAGUUGCUCUCAAGCCAUGCUCCCUCAGCAUGCAUUUUUUGAGACAGCACUCAGACUUAAGGAGAAAUAUAAACUCCAGGAAAUGCUAGCAGAGAAAGAUAUUUAUCCAUUUGGUAACCUCUACCGCCUAGAUGGAAUUAUCGAUGCCAUUGCUACUGCUACGGGGCACAAACCUCAAAUACAGUGCAGCUUGUACAAGCAAGUACCUCUGCUUUCAAACGUUUUCCUGUGCUUUGACUACAAUGCAACUAAUAUAAUCGACUGCCCCGUGAAGAAGAGAUGCCGAUAUGAUGAAAUAAUGAUCCCUUACUACAUGUUUGGUUCGCGAAGAAACUAAGUGAGAGUAAGGAAAUGCUAGAGGAAUUACUUUUCUUCCUUUUUCCCUCUGUUUGUCGUAUAUAUGCUUAAUUUCCACCAAAAAGAAAAUUCCAUUUAUGACAUGCAAUCAGGACGCCGAAGAAAUCAUAUCAUGUCUAGUUGGGGCACAUUUA
This is a messenger RNA of Juglans regia (Persian walnut), 1622 nucleotides long. Its product is annotated as extracellular ribonuclease LE-like. The transcript has 7 exons. Gene Ontology annotation, biological process: RNA catabolic process. Gene Ontology annotation, cellular component: extracellular region. The coding region runs from base 560 to 1468 and encodes 302 amino acids. Gene Ontology annotation, molecular function: ribonuclease T2 activity; RNA binding. Lineage: Eukaryota; Viridiplantae; Streptophyta; Magnoliopsida; Fagales; Juglandaceae. The record is from RefSeq and is a predicted model, not a curated record.